Molecule: messenger RNA, 1812 nt
Organism: Morchella importuna
Lineage: Eukaryota; Fungi; Ascomycota; Pezizomycetes; Pezizales; Morchellaceae
Exons: 5
Coding region: 1-1812 (603 amino acids)
Biological process (GO): protein phosphorylation
Molecular function (GO): protein serine/threonine kinase activity; ATP binding
Source: RefSeq, a predicted model, not a curated record
AUGUCGUCCUGGAAGCUACCAAAAUCUCUAAAACAGCUCAAGGAGACCCACCUCGGAACCCCCUCAUCCAAAGAGUCGCGGUCCUCCUCCACCUCCACCAUCACCCCCAACACUAACGCCCAAGCCUCAACCGCCACGCUUGUCGCCAGUGACGGCACAGUCCCCACCUCAACCUCCACCAACCCCGGCGAUGCCCACCCCACAUCGACCGUCAAGCCCGGGCUGCUAAUCGUCACUCUCCAUGAAGCCAAGUCCCUCUCACUUCCGCCCUCGCACCAACAGUACAACACGCAACGGCCGUCCUCGUCCUCCUCGCACAGCGGACCCGGCUCGCGCCCCACAACGGCCAACAACUCGUCCGCCGCCCACACGCACGGCCACCAGAGGAACAUCUCAAAGCUCUUCCGUACCUACUGCGUCAUCGAAUUCGACAAGACCCAGGUCAUCGUCAAUGCAAACUCGGGCACCCUCGACUCGCCAAUGUUCUCGGGAUACAGCACCCAGUACAAGUUCGAUGUCAGCCGCGACACCGAGCUCAGUCUCGGCAUAUAUAUGCGCAACCCGGGCUCGGGCGGCCGCGACGAGGACCUCUUCCUCGGUAGCUGCCGCGUAAACCCGAGGUUUGAGGAGCCUGCGCCGCCGUCGUCGAAGAAGAGCCGUGAGCCGCCGGCCCCCGGGUUUAGUGGCACGGAUUGGGUGGCUUUGAGUAAUUCGACGGGGAGCGUCAAGCUGGGGGUUGAGUAUAGGCGUAACCAGGAUAUGCCCUUGACUAUUGAUGAUUUCGACCUGUUGAAGGUGGUCGGGAAGGGCAGUUUUGGAAAGGUCAUGCAGGUCAAGAAACGUGACACCCAGCGAGUAUACGCGCUCAAGACCAUCCGCAAAGCCCACAUCAUCUCACGCUCCGAGGUCAACCACACGCUCGCCGAGCGCACCGUGCUCGCCCAGAUCAACAACCCGUUCAUCGUGCCGCUCAAGUUUUCGUUCCAGUCGCCCGAGAAGCUCUACCUCGUUCUUGCGUUCGUUAAUGGCGGUGAGCUGUUCCAUCACCUCCAGCGCGAGGGCAAGUUCGACAUCAACCGCUCGCGCUUCUACACGGCCGAGCUGCUCUGCGCCCUCGAGUGCCUGCACGGCUUCAAUGUCAUCUACAGGGAUCUCAAGCCCGAGAACAUCCUCCUCGACUACACCGGUCACAUCGCCUUGUGCGAUUUCGGCCUGUGCAAGCUGAACAUGAAGGAAGAGGACAGAACCAACACGUUCUGCGGAACCCCCGAAUACCUCGCCCCCGAGCUCCUCCUCGGCCAAGGCUACACCAAGACCGUGGAUUGGUGGACCCUUGGUGUGCUCCUCUACGAGAUGUUGACAGGCCUGCCGCCCUUCUACGACGAAAACACAAACGAGAUGUACCGCAAGAUCCUGCAGGACCCGCUCCAGUUCCCCACCGACAUUGACCGCGACGCAAAGUCGCUCCUCACUCGCCUGCUCGACCGCGACCCCGCACGCCGUCUCGGCGCCGGCGGUGCCUCAGAGAUCAAGGCUCACAGGUUCUUUGAGACUGUCGACUGGAAGCGUCUGCUGCAGAAGAAGAUCCAGCCUACCUUUAGGCCCAAUGUGGUGAACGCCAUGGACACGGCCAACUUCGACAAGGAAUUCACAAGUGAGGUGCCCACCGACUCAGUCGUCGACGGCGACUUCCUCAGCCAGUCGGUGCAGCAGCAGUUCACAGGAUGGAGCUACAACCGCCCCGGCCAGCUGGCCACCGGCGAGCCCGGCAGCGUCAGGGAUCCCGGCCCCGGAAGUGUCAUCGAUAGGUAG